CCGCAGCAUUAGUGUUCCCACUGAAACAAGGAACUUGCAAACAUUCAGCACCUCCUAAAACAGCGGAGAGUGGCCACUUUUUGCUGCUCUGUAUACCCAGGCUUCAAGAAAGAUCAAGGUAAAGCUGGCAUCAUGGGACUGUUGUCAGACCCAAACAGAAGACGGGCUUUGAUCAGCAUGUUGACCCGCCUCAAUGCUCCAAUCUGUGUGCUGUGCUACUGUGCCGGUGUGUGCUGGUUCAUGGGACUGGCAUUUGAGCCCUUCACCUUGCGGACAUACAUGUCAGAGAAUGCCAUGGGGUCCACCAUGGUGGAGGAGCGGUUCCCUGCUGGGGAGAGGGCCCUGGCCACAGCUAGAGAGUUUGCAGCUCACAAGAAGAAAGUUGGUGGGAUGCCRGUGGAUUGGUUGGUGAGAACCAUGCAGGCUCGAGGGUUGGAAGUGUUCACCCAGAGCUUCUCUCGCACACUACCGUUCCCCGAUGAAAAUAAGGAGAGAUAUAUUGUGAAAGGCACAAAUGUCUAUGGUAUCCUUCGGGCCCCUAGAGCUCCCCGGACUGAGGCCCUGGUGCUCACUGCUCCCUGCAGUCCAGGUGACAACAACAACCAGGCGGUGGGGCUGCUGCUUGGCUUGGCACAUUACUUUCGAAAUCAGGUUUACUGGGCCAAGGACAUCAUCUUUCUUGUGAAUGAGCAUGAUUUGAUCGGCAUGCAGGCCUGGCUGGAGGGUUACCACCACACCAACACUACAGGAAUGGAAUGGUCUCCGUUACAAGGCCGYGGCGGUUCAAUCCAGGCAGCCCUGUCUUUGGAGCUCAGCAGUGAUGUYGUCACCAGUUUGGACAUAGUGCUGGAAGGCCUCAACGGCCAGCUACCCAACCUGGAUUUAGCAAAUCUCUUCUAUGCUUUCUGUCAGAAGAUCGGAGUUGUUUGCACCAUCCAGGGCAGGCUGCAAAGGAAUGACUGGGACAGUGUGCCAGGCUACAGCCAUGCGGUCCAGACCAUGAUGCUGAUGGUGAUGAAGCAGGCCAGCGGGCGGCCCUGGGGAGACCACGGCCUCUUCUUACGCUACCACAUAGAGGCCGCCACCAUCAGUGGCAUCAACAGCUUCCGUCAGUAUAAAACUGACGCUACCACCGUAGGCAGACUGCUAGAAGGAAUGUAUCGCAAGCUGAACAACCUCCUGGAGCGCCUUCACCAGUCUUACUUCUUCUACCUCAUGCCAUCGCUAACCCACUUUGUCUCGAUCGGAUACUACAUGCCGGCCUUCGGCCUCCUUGCCGUUAUUCUGCUGCUUCGUGCUUUGGACUUAUGGGUUCAGCUUUCAAYGCCACCAGCCAGAACUGAGGAUGGCAUUGCAGAUGUUGAGCAGGUUAGACACAAAACACUGAUCAGUCCAGUCGGGGUGCGGUCGGUGUUGACUCCUCUGGUGAUCAGCCACCUGACYGGAGCAGCUUUGUACUUGCUGCCAGUCCGUUUCCAGGAGAUGGCCAUCGAACACUUCCCCGUUUCUGAAACUGAAGCGGUCGUCCUGACGGCUAUUGCCGUUUAUACAGCCGGCCUGGCUUUGCCUCAUAACACACACAGGUUGAUUUCUGGUGAGGGGACUGAGCAGGGCUGGAAGGUGUUAAAGCUCGUCGCUGUGCUGUACCUGGCUGUGCUGCUGGGCUGCACGGCCCUCAUCAACUUCUCCUUGGGCUUCAUCCUGGCUCUCACCCUGGUGCCUGUGGCUGCUUUUGUCACACCACACGUGCCUAAGGUUCUGUCAGCUGUUGCCUUCGUCAUCCUCAGCCCAGCAUGCACACUUCUCUUCUCGGUCUUUUUCUUCCGAGAGCUCCAGGAUACGCCCGUCAGUGCCCAAGACGGCUGGGUGCUUUACCUUUCAGUCAUUUCGCAGGGUAUUCUGGACCACUAUUUGUUUGGGUCUCUGGUCUACCCACUCAUUUCCUUGGUGGUGUAUCCCUGUUGGCUGCUUUUUUGGAACAUCCUCUUCUGGAAGUAAGAUGCAGGUUCACCAAAGACUCGAGCGCACACACACCCUCUGAGAUGAGCUCAGGCUUAUUUGUUGAGGGAAACCUAAAGGAGGAGUGCUUAAACCUACUGAAGUGUUUGGUAAGGAACGGUUCUUAUGGAGAGAAUCACUCCCUUUUUGUACAUUUUCUUGGUAUAACUUUUACUAAUUACAUGCGCAUUGAGGGGCAAUUUGAACA
Messenger RNA from Austrofundulus limnaeus, 2206 nucleotides. It is a transcript of the gene gpaa1, whose product is annotated as glycosylphosphatidylinositol anchor attachment 1. Gene Ontology annotation, cellular component: GPI-anchor transamidase complex; membrane. Gene Ontology annotation, biological process: attachment of GPI anchor to protein. NCBI's taxonomy places the organism in Eukaryota, Metazoa, Chordata, Actinopteri, Cyprinodontiformes, Rivulidae. The record is from RefSeq and is a predicted model, not a curated record.